GUGAGUGCAGACAGCUGAGUUUCCGGCUGGGUUUGGUUCGGGAGUUUGCGGAGCUCGGACAGGCGAUCCCGGAUCGGGAUAUCACGCACCAUGGCGGUGUCCGAGGCCCAGCUCAAGAAAAUGCUGAGCAAGUACAAAUACAGAGACUUAUCAACACGUGAAAUUUUACAUGUCACAGGUCUUUACAGAGAUCUCAAACCUCUCAUGGAUUCUUAUGUAUUCAAUGACGGUUCCUCGAGGGAGCUGCUGAACCUCACAGGGACUAUUCCUGUACCUUACAAGGGUAACACAUACAAUAUCCCAAUAUGUCUCUGGCUACUUGACACUUACCCUUUCAAUCCCCCAAUCUGUUUUGUUAAACCAACCAGUACAAUGACCAUUAAAACAGGGAAACAUGUUGAUGCAAAUGGCAAGAUUUACCUCCCUUACCUACAUGAAUGGAAACACCCUCCAUCCGACUUAUUGGGACUCAUCCAGAUACUAAUUGUUGUUUUUGGAGAGGAGCCUCCAGUUUUCUCUCGAUCCGCUCCACCUGCUCAGUUCCCUAUGUAUCCAGCAACUGGACCCCCAAACAGUUCCUACAUCCCUGGCCCAAUACCACCCUACCAGACUCAAGGCCUACCACCUAACCCCAGUGGUUAUCCUGGGUUUUCAUAUCCUCAAGGAGGGCAAUAUCCACCAACUUCAGGCCCACAGAUUUUCCCACAGCAACAACAACCUGCUCCUCAAGUUAAUUCUGGUCCACCAAGAGAUGGAACCAUUGGUGAGGACACAAUUCGAGCCUCUCUUAUAUCCGCCGUUAAUGACAAACUGAGAUGGAGGAUGAAAGAAGAAAUGGAUAGGGCUCAGGCUGAGCUCAAUGCCCUGAAACGUACAGAAGAAGACCUGAAGAAAGGUCACCAGAAGCUAGAAGAGAUGGUCACUCGGCUGGACCAAGAAGUGACUGAAGUGGACAAAAACAUUGAAACAUUGCGCAAGAAAGACGAAGAGCUUGGCGCUGUAGUGGAAAAGAUGGAAAGCCAGUCGGAAUACAGAGACAUUGAUGAGGUUAUUGUCCCCACAGCCCCACUGUACAAGCAGAUCUUAAACCUCUACGCUGAAGAGAACGCUAUCGAAGACACCAUCUUUUAUCUGGGAGAAGCACUCAGGCGUGGCGUGAUAGACUUGGACGUCUUCCUAAAGCACGUCCGUCUCUUGUCUCGCAAGCAGUUCCAGCUCAGAGCGCUCAUGCAGAAAGCCCGGAAGACGGCGGGACUGAGUGAUCUGUAUUAACGCUGGACAUCAAUGUUCUUUUUUUUUUUUUUUUUUGUAGCUCUCAUGUUUUAUGAUCUCUUCUAAUUUCUUUAAAAAUCAUUAGAAAUCUCGGUUAAGUUAUUCUUAUUGUUAAAAGAAACCGUUGAAUAGGUUUCUGUUGGGGAGGAAUCUGUGAUGGUUUGACGCACUUUUUUGUGUUUUCUUUAAGCGCAUCUUCUCUCCGACGAGAACCAGAGUCCGUAAAUUGUACUGCGCUUACUUGCCCGUUAACCUGGCAUCACCUCGAACAGUGUCUGAACAGAAGGCACAUGCAUAGCUCAAGAGAAGAAAAGCUAUUUUACAUGAUUUUAUGACAUCGCUGCUGUGCAGUCUCAUUUGUAAAUUAAAGUAGGAAUCAUCUUUAUAACUGGCUAAGCAAUACCACAUAUGGGAAGGAGCUAAGAAUCUGAAAUUCCUCUCUUGCUCUAUACAUAUGCUUUCUGUGUUCGCACAACAAAAAAGGCUUGUUUUGUCUUAUUUUGUGCUUUGAAAACACUGUCUGAGUGACUGAUCAUAUUAACUGCACCAGCAGUUGCAAUCUACAUUAAAAAUGUAUUCGACUCUUGUACAAAGGACAUAGGGCUACUAUGGGACUGCACACCAGUGCUGCAGGUAGCGAAUUUCUAUUCAUGUUUGUCGCUUAUCCUUCACAUCAAUUAGGUUAGAUAUUUGUACUAUAAUAUGUGGAUGGCCAGUUAAAUAUGUAAAGGCACGAUCUCCGCAACAACAAAAAAAAUGAGAGAUAUAUAUAUAUAUAU
Molecule: messenger RNA, 2051 nt
Organism: Pelobates fuscus (common spadefoot toad)
Lineage: Eukaryota; Metazoa; Chordata; Amphibia; Anura; Pelobatidae
Gene: TSG101
Product: tumor susceptibility 101
Exons: 10
Coding region: 91-1272 (393 amino acids)
Biological process (GO): protein transport; protein modification process; endosome to lysosome transport
Cellular component (GO): ESCRT I complex
Molecular function (GO): ubiquitin binding
Source: RefSeq, a predicted model, not a curated record